This is a messenger RNA of Uloborus diversus, 1071 nucleotides long. RefSeq lists its product as uncharacterized. NCBI's taxonomy places the organism in Eukaryota, Metazoa, Arthropoda, Arachnida, Araneae, Uloboridae. The record is from RefSeq and is a predicted model, not a curated record.
AUGGGUCAGGGUUGCCCGGAUUUCAAGGCACAGUCCUGUAUUUUGAAAAACUGUCCCGUGUCCCGGGGAACUUCCAUGCUGGAUGGCUUAGGUCCCAAAAUGAGAGCGAAUGUUUUGCUGGUGAGUUUUCUGACAUAUGCAAUCUUGACCCAGGUUUCUGUGCCGCACAAAAGAAAAAUUUUAGAAUGUGAAAAAGAGGAUUUUCAAGAACGGUUACAAAAAAUUCAACGAAAGCUUCAAUUGAUAUUGAUGAAGAUAUUGAAGAUGAAGACAGUGAUGAGCUUGACGAAGUUGAAAGUGUACAAAUGGAAUGGGUUCACGAAGAAAAUGAUUUUGAUUCUGAUUCAUGGGAUGAUUCAAAUGAUGUAUCAUUUGAAAAAUAUCAAAAAAUGUUCUUCACUGCUUUGUAAAUCAAAGAAGUGGAGAGAUGAUAGACGACGUCUUUUGAAGAUUUCAAUGGCAAAAAUUAGAGGAGUUGAAGAUCCAGAGACUUACUUGCGUCGAUCCGUCCUAAUAAAUAACACUGUCAAGAGACUUCAAAAGGAUGAUACAAAUAACUACAGGUGUCAUCCUUCUGUAUCUUUAUUUCAAACAAAUGCUGAGUACCAGAGCAAUAGCAUUGAUCAAUGGGAAGUAGAGCAUUCCAACAUUGAGGUAAUGUGCAAGGAACAUAUUAAUGAAGAAUCAGCCAGUUUUGAGUUAGUCAGUUCUGUUAGCAAUAAUGAUAGCACAUAUAACUAUCCUGAUGUUCAACAAUUAUCUUUUGCAUCGUCUUGUUCAUUGGAUAAAUCAAUGGAAGGUUAUCAGCUGGAAGUUCUUCCAAGUAUAAACUCUUCAUUUUUUAACAAAAAUUCCGUAGAUGAACAAAGGUUGAAUGAAUCUUCUAUGCCUUCGAGGGUUUUAAAACCAAAUUCUGCAGUGCAUGUAUUAUCUUCUCAACCAUGUGGCUUACAGUAUCGCAAUCCAGCUCAUAACGAAGACCCUACUGGUGAAUAUCAUGAAGCAAAUGGAUCAACUUCAAUUUUAGACUCUGUUGUUUAUCACAGCCUCAUUGCCUCAUUGGAAUCAUGA